This is a messenger RNA of Phytophthora sojae, 2586 nucleotides long. RefSeq lists its product as hypothetical. Gene Ontology annotation, biological process: lipid metabolic process. The record is from RefSeq and is a predicted model, not a curated record. Gene Ontology annotation, molecular function: phosphoric diester hydrolase activity. Lineage: Eukaryota; Oomycota; Peronosporomycetes; Peronosporales; Peronosporaceae. The coding region runs from base 1 to 2586 and encodes 861 amino acids. The transcript has a single exon.
AUGAAUCUCCGUCGAUUAGCCGCCUCCGUCUUCGUGGGCGUAUUGGGCCUUGCGUCCACCACCCCUCGCGUCCAAGUGCAGGCUCAGGAAUGCACAGCAAAAGACAACACUUUCGGAUUCCUCGUGGAUAAGCUACCGACCGCCUACGGACUCAACACUUGCGUGGCCAACAAUGUCGGAACGAUUGCUCUAGCGGUUGCUAGCACUAUCUUCAGUAGCUGCGGAAUGUUGGACGUCUACGAUGUGGUCAAGAACGAUGACCUGAAGAACCUCUUCACACUGUUCAAGGACAUCGCUGCGAAGCCUGCCGACAUUUCCCCUAUCGUCUAUAACUACAUGGCCAACGCCAACGACGACUCGGUGGACAACCUGUGUGACGCCUUCAGCGACGCCCUCGGACCGUGUGGUCAAAAGGUGCUCCCGAAACUCAUCCCCGCCUUCCAGAAGGACAACGUGUGCUGCGGCCAGAUCAGCAACCUCAUCGACCUGCUCAACAUCGUCGUGCCGCCCGACAAAAACCAAAUGUUCUUUAUCCUCAACGAGCUCAUCGACGGCUUCAACAGGUUCCUGUGCUCUAAGAAGGGCGAUGACUCUUGCGGCCUGGAUAUGUUCCAGCAGUUGACGAAGAUGUACACGGUCGAGACGUUCGACUUCUUUGAUGACCUGGUGUUCCCGUUCAUGACUAUCGGUCAGGGCGAGGAGUGCUCGGGCCUUUCGGGCAACCCGUACAAGAACACCGCGUCGCAGUCGCCCGGGAAGACCAUCAACUUCGGCUGCUGUGUCCACCAGAUGCGGCCGCUCAUUCAGACCAUUCAGAGUGCUGUCAAGAACGUGGUGAGUGACGAAACUUGGGACAUCCUGAGUGGAAUGGUGGCGUUCAAGAACCCGAAGGGAGGCUUCGUUGACACUCUCACAGGAACCAAGACUUGCGAGUUUGACGGUGAUUCUUGCGAAGACCCGAAGGGUAUCACUGACGACGUUGAGAUGACGCGGGAGCCUGGUUCGAAGAACCCCGGCAAGAACGACCUCAUUGACACGGAUUGCACCUUGGAGGACAAGUGCAGCGGAGACAAGUCGGUGUGCAGCGAAGUGUGCAAGAGAGGCUCUGUCGCCGUCCCCGAGUGGCUCAAGUCUACUCUGGCGUAUCAGCGCAACUUGGCCAACAGCGGUCCGUUCUGCUACGCGCAGAUCCCAGCCUCCCACAACAGUGCUAUCACUCUCGCGGACGGCUUCGGCAACCGCGACCAGCUCUUCAACAAGAACCUCAACCCGGACAAGUGGUAUUCGUACCUCAAGACCAACAACCAGGUGCUGAGUAUGACGGACCAGCUCGACAUUGGUAUCCGCUUCCUCGAGGUUGACACCCACUUCUUCCUGAAUGACCUUCACACUGGACACUGCGGUAACCUUGGCUCGGACGCUGUUGCGGGAUUCUUCGGUGCGAUUGGUAAGACGCUUGGCAACUACGGCACGUACAACUGGGGUCCGGAGCUGUUGGGCUGCUUCCCUUCGAUCUCUGGAAUUAAGGCCUCGGAACAACCACUGACAAAGGACUCGCUGGAUGAGAUUAUGGCCUGGCUCAACGCCAACCCCACCGAGUUCGUGGUCGUCUACUUGGACACCGGUUCGGAUAUUAAGCGGACGGACAAGUUCGGCGCUAUCGACACACUAUUCACCGACACAUUCGGAGACCUGCUCGUCCCGCUGACGGCGUUGGAUGAUCUGGCCAAGGGCAAGUGGACGGGCGGCAGCAUCAACGAGUUCAUCAACGCUGGCCACCAAGUCUUGGCUCUCACCAACACCAAGACGAAGGUUGCCUACAGCCUGUACGAUAUGUGCACGAAAGAAAAGAAGCUCACGGUUGAAUUUAUUGAUGAUCUGCCUGACGCUAAGCGCCAGAUCAACGGGAUCACGAUCUACAGCGAGACGAACUGGAUCCGCUCAUGGUCGGAGCAGCUGCGCUACAUCUCGCUCGCAGCCACGGGCGCUCUUACCAACAAGUUCCCGGUGUUCUUGGACGCAGAGAGUAUCCCCAAUUACCUGCGGUGGAACCUGAACCUCAUCGCUCUCGACAACGCCGACGUCGCCAAGAUGGCGGCUCAGGUCUGGUCGUGGGCGGAGAACGAGCCCAGCACCACCGCGGCUGGCGCGUACGUGCUUAUGGACAAGGACGGCCGGUGGGUAGCUAGCACAAAGGCCAAGAAGGGCACCCGCGCGUGUUGGGACAAAGCCAAACUGGCGUGGUCCAUCGUAAACUUCGCUAAGGACUGUCCCGCUGGAACGACCUUUACGGCUCCGACGGACCCGUACCAGAACUACCUGCUGCACGAGGCGCUCGUCGCCCGGAAGAUCGUGGGCACGUCGCUAGUUAUCAACGCCACCUUGACCGCGGUAGGCGCGCCCACCCCCGUGCCGUCGGAGGUUGCGGUCAUUACGGAUGAUGGCCCUGCACCUGCUCCUGCUGCUAAUAGUACUGCCGGCAGCGCUGCCACGGCAAGUACUGCUGCAAGUGCUGCAGAGACCAUAGAGGAUACGAAACCCGAUACUUCGUUGUGUAGAUCGCCAGGAGCUUGCGGUCCGAGGUAG